AAAAUAUGAUGCUGAUUGAUCGUGAUUCUCUAUAUAUAACAAGCCUAAUUUUACUCUGUGGUAUCAAAAUGUGAUUUUUAUUUGAAUAGAACAGGUUACUAAGGUGAUGGCUAGGACAGUUUCGGCUGAUAUCAUGUGUGUUGGUCUGAAGUCCGUGAGAGAAAAAUUCACUGGUAUAAUUAGGCAACAGGAUGUUAGAGCAACUGAAAUUGACGAAGUGGAUAUGCGUUUGUCAUUUCGUCCCGGUGAUAUUGUCAGAGCUAUGGCGCUAUCUCUUGGAGAUGCACGGGCUUAUUACCUAUCAACGGCUAAGAAUGAACUGGGUGUUGUGUCUGCCGAGAGCUCAGCUGGUGCAGCAAUGGUUCCAAUAAGCUGGACGGAGAUGCAGUGCCCAUUGAUGGGCCAACUCGAGCAGAGGAAGGUGGCGAAGGUCGUAAGUAGGAAAAUUCAAGUCCAAGAAACUAACUUCCAAAACCAUAAAAAAUCCAAACAGCUUCUGGCUUUGAAUAACUCUUUACUUGGAAACAUGUCUUCUUCUUUUUCUCUAUUUCAAUCUCUAACCUUUCCUUCAGCUCCAUGCCCGUCUAAUGCCGUUUUGUUUCACAAUAAUCCCAUCUUUAUCCCCUUCAAAACCACUUUCAACAACUCCAAAACUCUCCACAUCUCAAAACCUCUUGUCGUCCCAUUUGCUCUUACUGAAUCAGACUCUCCCAAGUCCCUUGAACCCGACCUUCAAACCAUUCUCCAACAUGUUUCUGAUAGCUUUGAUCUUCCUUCAGAUUACUUUUCUCAGCUACCGGGUGAUCUUCGAUUAGAUUUGAAUGAUGCAGCUUUUGAUCUUUCAAAUGGACCUGUGAUUGAUGAGUGUGGCUUGGAGUUGGGAGAAGCAUUAUUAAAUCUCUCAAGAGCUUGGGAGUUAGCUGAUACAUCAACUUCCUACAAAAUAGCAAGCAAGUUCCCAUCACUGGUGAACUCCUUGAACGACAGUGCGAAAGCAGCAUGUGGAAGGCGCUUGGUAGCUGCUGGAAGAAGGUUCCAGUCAAUGGGACAGUAUGGUCAAGGGGAACUUCAAAAGAUUGCGAAAGCAAUGGAUGCAGCUGGAAAACUUUUGUCCGCAAGUUCAAUAUCUGCAACAACUGAAGAACAACCAAAAACAGAAACUAGAAUGUUUAAGUUUGGAGAACUUCAGGUUGAGGUAACAUCGGAGAAAGCUAACAUUGGAUCUGCUAUAGGUUUUGUUUUCGGGAUCCUUUCAUGGCAAAUAGCACAGGGCAUCCAAAGUGUUCCAGAGAGUUCGUUGGAAUAUGCAAAUGACAAUGCUCUGGUUCUAGCUAAGUCACUAAGGGGAGCAUUACUUGCACUUGUCUAUUCGUCCACCAUCUUGUCUGUUCUUACCUCGAUCGGACUUUUCUUACUUGGAAGGCAGCUAAAGUCCGAGGGAAAGUAAUCUUCGUAGUUUUCUUGCCUCGAUCUUGCUUGUAAGUUGGCUAGACUCUAACCUCGUUGGAGAACUAUGAUAUUGAGCUUCCAUCAGGAAGAAUGGCAUGGAGGAUCAGGACGUCUUGUGUCUGGUUUGAUCUCAGACUUGAGUCUGUUUGAUGCAAAUUUGUAUAAAUCACGAGCAUAUUGAUUAUUGU
Hibiscus syriacus is the source of this 1637-nucleotide messenger RNA. RefSeq lists its product as uncharacterized. Gene Ontology annotation, molecular function: RNA binding. The record is from RefSeq and is a predicted model, not a curated record. Lineage: Eukaryota; Viridiplantae; Streptophyta; Magnoliopsida; Malvales; Malvaceae. Gene Ontology annotation, cellular component: exosome (RNase complex). Bases 107 to 1447 code for a protein of 446 amino acids. The transcript is spliced from 13 exons.